This is a messenger RNA of Periconia digitata, 599 nucleotides long. NCBI's taxonomy places the organism in Eukaryota, Fungi, Ascomycota, Dothideomycetes, Pleosporales, Periconiaceae. The record is from the annotation of a GenBank genome assembly.
UCCUCCACAACCCCAUGCAAAUUUGAUGGUGGCAUAAAUAAAUAGCACUUUGUUCAGCAAGUAUUUCCCUACAGCUUGCUCAAGCAUCUUCAUCAUAUCAACAAUCUUCUCACCCCCGACAGUCAAGAAAUCUACUACACAGCAUACAUACAAUGAUGCCAUCAUUCUUGUCAACGCUUUUCUCCUCCUUCACCUCCACUUCCAAGGCCUCCCCUUCAUACCCCUCAAAAUCUCGCUCCCACCCCAAAGCCCCCAAAGCCCCUAAAGCCCCCAAAACAUCCCAUUCCACCUACAAACAGCCCACCAAAACCAAAUACAAGCCCUCCCUAUACAACCGCUCCGGCGACCCUAACAACUCCCAACACAAGCGCAACUACAAGUCUCAAGCUCUCCGCAAUAUCAAAUCCCAAGCAGUAGGCGAUUUGCAUAAAUACGAUAAUCCGGAUCCCAAGUUGGGUGGAGCUUGGGGGAAGAAGAGGGAAUUUCGGGGGAUAGAGAGGGCGAGACCUCUUGAGGCAAAAUUUAGGAGGUUCUGAGUGAUGCUGAUUGAUUUCGGGGGGUUUGAAUACGGGGACGUUCCAGGGUACAUGUGCUGGUUC